GUAAAACUUGAUUGAUUAGUGAUAUAAUGGGUGAGGAAGUUAAGCUGUUGAGGGUUUGGGGAAGCCCAUUUAGUUCCAGAGUGGAAAUAGCUCUGAGACUGAAAGGGGUGCAGUAUGAGUUCUUUGAAGAGGACCUGCAAGACAAGAGUGCUUUGCUUCUCAAAUCCAACCCAGUUCACAAGAAGAUCCCUGUGCUCCUGCACAAUGACAAACCUAUAGCAGAGUCCCAAGUCGUUCUUGAAUAUAUUGAUGAGACUUGGAAGCAGGGUUUUUCCAUUUUGCCUGAAGAUCCUUAUGAAAGAGCUCAUGCACGCUUCUGGGCUAGGUUCAUUGAUGAAAAGUGCUUGUCUGCAAUAUGGAAAGCUUGCUGGGGGAGUGAGGGACAUGAGAAGGCUGUGGAAGAAGCAUGUGAACUUCUGAAACUACUUGAACAUGAGCUCAAGGGUAACAAGUUCUUUGGGGGAGAGAAAGUUGGCCUUGUGGAUAUUGUUGGAAACUUCAUAGCCUACUGGCUGAGAGCCAUUCAAGAAGUUGUCGGGGUGGAGAUUUUGACCAAAGAGAAGCUUCCCAAGCUAUACGAUUGGAGUGAUGAGUUUGUCAAUGUUCUUCAGGAAAGUUUGCCUCCAAGAGAUAAACUAGUUGCUUUCUUCCGAGGUCGCUUUGAGAGCACCACUACUACUUCCAACUAAAUGGUUCAUGGUAGCCAUGGAUUGCUUAUUGCAAGCAUUUCAUGCCUCAUGAAAAUUUACCAGAAUAAAUCUACAUAAAUGUAGUAAGUCGGGUUCAUGUUUGAUAUUUAUGCAUUUCCAUCUUUGUUGUGAUGUCAUUCAAAUAAUGAGUUACUGAAUUAUCAA
Prunus dulcis (almond) is the source of this 854-nucleotide messenger RNA. RefSeq names its product glutathione S-transferase U8-like. Gene Ontology annotation, biological process: glutathione metabolic process. The transcript has 2 exons. The record is from RefSeq and is a predicted model, not a curated record. Gene Ontology annotation, cellular component: cytoplasm. Lineage: Eukaryota; Viridiplantae; Streptophyta; Magnoliopsida; Rosales; Rosaceae. Gene Ontology annotation, molecular function: glutathione transferase activity. The coding region runs from base 27 to 689 and encodes 220 amino acids.